AAGAUGAGUGACACCGAUUUGGAAAUAUUUGGGGAGGCUGCCCCAUACCUGCGCAAGUCUGAGAGGGAGAGGAUCGCUUCUCAGAACAAGCUCUUUGACGCCAAAACCUCCUGCUAUGUGGCUGACCCAAAGGUGGAGUACAUCAAGGGGAAGAUCCUGAGCCAGGACAGCACCAAAGCCACCGUGGAGACUGAGGAUGGAAGGGUUGUCAUGGUUAAGCCAGAUGAAAUCAGGCCCAUGAAUCCACCCAAGUUUGACAAGAUUGAAGACAUGGCCAUGCUGACCCAUCUUCACGAGCCGGCCGUCCUGUUCAACCUGAAGGAACGUUACGCUGCCUGGAUGAUUUAUACCUACUCUGGGCUGUUCUGUGUGACUGUGAAUCCCUACAAGUGGCUUCCAGUCUACAACCCAGAGGUGGUGGCUGGCUACCGUGGCAAGAAGAGACAGGAAGUCCCACCCCAUAUUUUCUCCAUUUCUGACAAUGCCUACCAGUUCAUGCUCACAGACCGUGAGAACCAGUCCAUUCUGAUUACCGGAGAAUCUGGUGCAGGAAAGACUGUGAACACAAAACGUGUCAUCCAGUACUUUGCAACAAUUGCAUCUAUUGGAGACUUAAACAAGAAAAAGGAGCAAGCUGGCAAAAUGCAGGGCACACUAGAGGAUCAAAUCAUCCAGGCCAAUCCUCUUCUUGAGGCUUUUGGGAAUGCCAAAACUGUGAGGAAUGACAACUCCUCUCGCUUUGGCAAAUUCAUCCGAAUCCACUUUGGAACAAAGGGGAAGCUUGCGUCAGCCGACAUUGAGACAUACCUUCUGGAAAAAUCCAGAGUUACGUUUCAGCUACCUGCAGAGAGAAGCUACCAUAUCUACUAUCAAAUUCUGUCGAAUAAAAAGCCAGAAUUAAUUGAGAUUAUGCUUCUCACCACAAACCCAUACGAUUACCCUUACAUCAGCCAGGGCGAGAUCACAGUGCAGAGCAUUGAUGACACUGAGGAAUUAAUGGCCACAGAUAAUGCCAUUGACAUCCUUGGUUUCAACACAGAAGAAAAAUGUGGGAUAUACAAGCUUACAGGGGCAGUCAUGCACCAUGGCAACAUGAAGUUCAAGCAGAAACAGCGGGAAGAGCAGGCUGAACCUGACGGCACCGAGGUGGCUGACAAAGUCGCCUACCUCAUGGGCCUGAACUCUGCCGACCUGCUCAAAGCUCUGUGCUACCCCAGGGUCAAGGUGGGAAAUGAGUAUGUCACAAAGGGUCAGACUGUUCAACAGGUGAAUAAUUCAAUGGGUGGGCUUUCAAAAGCUGUGUAUGAAAAGCUCUUCUUUUGGAUGGUGACCCGGAUCAAUCAGCAGCUGGACACCAAACUAUCUCGACAGCAUUUCAUUGGAGUGCUGGACAUUGCAGGAUUUGAAAUAUUUGAAAUGAACAGCCUGGAGCAGCUCUGCAUCAACUUCACUAAUGAGAAACUGCAACAGUUUUUCAACCACCACAUGUUUGUUCUGGAGCAAGAGGAGUACAAGAAGGAAGGGAUUGAGUGGGAGUUCAUAGACUUCGGGAUGGAUCUGGCUGCCUGCAUUGAGCUUAUUGAGAAGCCAAUGGGCAUCUUCUCCAUUCUGGAAGAGGAGUGUAUGUUUCCAAAGGCCACAGACACCUCCUUUAAAAACAAGCUGUAUGAUCAGCACUCUGGUAAGAACAACAACUUCCAGAAGCCCAAGCCAGCCAAAGGUAAGGUGGAGGCCCAUUUCUCCCUGGUGCACUACGCCGGCACGGUGGAUUACAACAUCAGCGGUUGGCUGGAGAAGAACAAAGACCCCCUGAAUGACACGGUGGUGCAGCUGUACCAGAAGGCUGCUCUCAAACUGCUGUCGCAGCUCUUUGUCACGUAUGCUGCGGCUGAUGUGGAUGGUGGAGGCUUUAAAAAAGGCGGGAAGAAGAAAGGCUCAUCUUUCCAGACAGUUUCUGCACUUUUUAGGGAAAAUCUAAACAAGCUCAUGACCAACUUAAGGUCCACUCAUCCCCACUUUGUGCGCUGUAUCAUUCCCAAUGAGACAAAGACACCGGGUGCCAUGGAAAACAGCCUCGUCUUGCACCAGCUGCGCUGCAAUGGGGUGCUGGAAGGCAUCAGGAUCUGUAGGAAGGGCUUCCCAAGCAGAAUCCUCUAUGGAGAUUUCAAGCAGAGGUACCGGAUCCUUAAUGCAAGUGCGAUUCCAGAGGGACAGUUCAUUGACAGCAAAAAGGCCUCAGAGAAAUUACUGUCCUCGAUCGAGGUGGAUCAUAACCAGUAUAAAUUUGGACAUACAAAGGUGUUCUUCAAAGCCGGUCUGCUGGGCGUGCUGGAGGAGAUGCGAGAUGAGCGGCUAGCAGUGCUAAUGACCCGCAUCCAGGCCGUCUCCAGGGGUUACGUCUCCAGGCUCAAGUUCAAAGAGAUGACAAGGAAAAGGGAGUCUAUUUACAUCCUCCAGUACAACCUGCGCUCCUUUAUGAAUGUAAAGAACUGGCUGUGGAUGAGGCUCUUUUUCAAAAUCAAACCGCUGCUACGCAGCGCAGAGGCCGAAAAAGAGAUGCAAAACAUGAAGGAAGAAUUUUCCAAACUGAAAGAGGAUUUUACCAAUUCAGAGACCAGGAGGAAGGAGCUGGAAGAGAAGAUGGUCGUCCUUGUCCAAGAGAAGAAUGACCUCUAUUUUCAGAUCCAAGCAGAGAGAGACAAUCUCAUUGAUGCUGAGGAGCGAUAUGAGGGCAUGAUCAAAAGCAAGAUACACCUGGAGGCGAAGGUGAAGGAGCUGACUGAGAGGAUAGAGGAAGAGGAGGAGAUCAAUUCAGAAAUUACAGCCAGGAAAAGGAAACUGGAGGAUGAGUGCUCGGAGCUGAAAAGAGACAUUGAUGACCUGGAGCUCACCAUAGCCAAGGUCGAGAAGGAGAAGUAUGCCACGGAGAACAAGGUGCAGAAUUUGACGGAGGAGCUUACCACAAUGGAAGAGGUCCUACUGAAGAACUCAAAGGAGAUGAAAUCCCUGCAGGAGGUUCAUCAGCAAACCCUGGAUGACCUUCAGGCUGAGGAGGACAAAGUCAGCACACUAGCCAAGACAAAAUUAAAACUGGAGCAACAAGUAGAUGAUCUUGAGGGAUCUCUAGAACAAGAAAAGAAGAUCCGUGCAGAUCUGGACAGAGCAAAGAGGAAACUGGAGGGGGACCUCAAACUGUCCUUAGAGAACAUCAUGGACCUAGAAAAUGAAAGGCAGCAAUUGGACGAAAGACUGAAAAAGAAAGAUUUUGAACUCAAUCACCUUCAGGCUAAAAUUGAUGAUGAGCAAAUACUAAGCUUGCAGCUUCAAAAGAAAAUCAAGGAGCUUCAAGCCCGCAUUGAAGAACUGGAGGAGGAGAUUGAGUCUGAGCGUGCUGCCUGUGCCAAAGUGGAGAAGCAGCGGUCAGAUCUGUCCAGGGAGCUGGAGGAGAUCAGCGAGAGGCUGGAGGAGGCCGGAGGUGCCACCGCUGCCCAGAUCGAGAUGAACAAGAAGCGGGAGACCGAGCUCCAGAAGCUCCGGCGGGACCUCGAAGAGGCAAUCCUGCAGCACGAGUCUGUCACCGCCACCCUCCGCAAGAAACAGGCCGACAGCGUGGCGGAACUGGGGGAGCAAAUUGAGAACCUGCAGAGGGUUAAACAGAAGCUGGAGAAGGAGAAGAGCGAGUACAAGAUGGAGAUUGAUGACAUGUCAAGCCACAUGGAGGGCAUCCUGAAAAGUAAAGCAAACAUUGAGAGACAGUGUCGCAGCCUUGAGGAUCAGUGUCAGGAAUACAAAGCCAAGGCUGAAGAAGCCCAGAGGGCCCUGACUGACUUCACAAGUCAGAACGCUCGCCUGCAAGCCGAAAACGGUGAGCUCACACGCAAUGUUGAGGAGAAGGAAAGUACAAUUUCUCAGGUCAACCGAGUGAAGGCAGUGUGCACUCAGCAAAUUGAUGAACUAAAGAGACUUUUGGAAGAAGAAAUUAAGGCCAAGAAUGCCCUGGCCCAUGGUCUGCAGUCCUCCCGCCAUGACUGUGACCUCCUGCGGGAGCAGUUUGAGGAGGAGCAGGAGGCCAAAGCUGAGCUGCAGCGCUGCAUGUCCAAGGCCAACAGCGAGGUGGCGCAGUGGAGAACCAAGUACGAGACGGACGCCAUCCAGCGCACCGAGGAACUCGAAGAGGCCAAAAAGAGACUUGCUCAGCGCCUCCAGGACUCUGAGGAGCAAACUGAAGCUGUGAAUGCCAAAUGUGCCUCACUGGAGAAGACCAAACAGAGACUGCAGGCUGAGGUGGAGGACCUCAUGGUUGAGAUGGAUCGGGCUAAUGCUGCUAGUGCCAUACUGGACAAGAAGCAGAAGAACUUUGAUAAGAUUCUUGCAGAGUGGAAGCAGAAGUAUGAGGAGAGUCAGUCAGAGCUUGAGGCCUCCCAAAGGGAGUCCAGGACUCUGAGCACAGAUCUUUUCAAACUGAAAAAUGCUUAUGAAGAGGCAUUGGAUCACCUGGAGAACAUGAAGAGAGAGAACAAAAACCUUCAGCAGGAGAUUGCCGAUGUCGCCGAGCAAGUGGGUCAAUCUGCAAAGACCAUUCUUGAGCUAGAGAAAGCUGUAAAACAGGCCGAACAAGACAAAAUCGAUGUCCAGACAGCUCUCGAAGAAGCCGAGUCAUCUCUAGAACAUGAGGAAGCCAAGAUCCUCCAUGUCCAGCUGGAGCUCAACCAAGUGAAGUCCGAGUUGGACAGGAAGGUGGCGGAGAAAGAGGAAGAGAUUGACCUGCUAAAGAGAAACUACCAGCGGACGAUCGACACACUCCAGAGCGCUCUGGACUCAGAAACCCGCAGCAGGAACGAAGCUGUGCGCCUGAAGAAGAAGAUGGACGGAGAUCUGAACGAGAUGGAGAUCCAGUUGGGCCAUGCUAACCGCCAGGCUGCCGACACCCACAGACAGCUCCGCACCCUGCAGGGUCAGCUGAAGGACACCCAGGUGCACCUGGACGAUGCCCUUCAUGGACAAGAGGACCUGAAGGAGCAGUUGGCCAUCGUCGAGCGCAGAAAUGCUCUAAUGACCACAGAGAUCGAGGAGAUGAGAGCGGCUUUAGAGCAGUCAGACAGAUGUCGCAAGAUGGCCGAACAGGAGCUGGUGGACGUCAGCGAGAAGAUGCAGUUUCUCCACACCCAGACAACCAGCCUGAACAACACAAAGAAGAAGAUGGAGACUGACAUCACACAGCUCCAGUCAGAGGUGGAGGAUGCCGUACAGGAGGCCAGAAAUGCAGAUGAGAAAGCCAAGAAGGCCAUCAUGGAUGCAGCCAUGAUGGCAGACGAGCUGAAGAAGGAGCAGGACACCAGUGCCCAUCUUGAGAGGAUGAAGAAGAACCUGGAGACCACCGUCAAAGACCUGCAACACCGCCUGGACGAGGCUGAACAGAUCACCAUGAAGGGUGGGAGAAAGGAGAUCCAGAAACUGGAGACAAGGGUGAAAGACCUGGAGAAUGAGCUCGAAGGAGAACAGAAACGCAGUGCAGAGUCUGUGAAAGGGUUAAGAAAAUAUGAGAGAAGGAUCAAGGAACUUACUUACCAGUCUGAAGAAGACAAGAAGAAUGUUGCACGGCUGCAGGAUCUGGUCAACAAACUGCAACUGAAAGUGAAAGCCUUCAAGAGGCAGUGUGAAGAGGCGGAGGAGCAGACUAGCAUGCACCUGUCCAAGCUCCGAAAGGUGCAGCAUGAACUGGAGGAAGCAGAGGAGAGAGCCGACAUAGCGGAGUCCCAAGUGAACAAACUGCGAACCAAGAGCCGAGACUUUGGCAGUAAGGGAAUAGAGAAUUAUAAGAAACUGGAUGGAUUAGCACCCAUUAGCAUGUUGAUAAAUGACUAAAUGAAUGGUUUUAUUUAUUUAUUGUGAUAUUAAAUUCUUAGUUAGUUAAAGCUGUUUGUUUCAGUCAAUACGAACAUUUACCAGUUUUUAUGUAGUAGUUAAUAUAAUUU
Molecule: messenger RNA, 5975 nt
Organism: Alosa alosa (allis shad)
Lineage: Eukaryota; Metazoa; Chordata; Actinopteri; Clupeiformes; Clupeidae
Product: myosin-3-like
Exons: 38
Coding region: 4-5865 (1953 amino acids)
Cellular component (GO): myosin complex
Molecular function (GO): ATP binding; actin filament binding; cytoskeletal motor activity
Source: RefSeq, a predicted model, not a curated record